CAAUAGGAGCUAUACCAUAUUCAUCAGUCUCUCAGUCUUAAAGCUACAGUGGGGUUAGUGGGAUCUAAAUCUCUUGUGCCGGAGUCUCCUCAGCUGUCUCUCUUCCCCUCUGCCAGCCUCAGUGUGUCUGGAUAAGUGUGAGCGUUUGGAUGUGCAUAUGUCUUCCUCUCCCCACCCCCAUCCUCCCUUUCUCUUCCUCUCUCACUGUCUCUUUCUCUUCUUUCUCCUUUCUAUUGUCCCCCUGCCUGGAUCCCGGACCUUUUCUUUACCCUUCACUCUGUUUUCCGUGUGAUUCUUUUUGUCGCCUUUCUCUACCAACUGGGAAUGCUAAAACUGGACUGAUGGACAUGUCAGAACUUUGCAUCUCGGACCCCCUCAGCUACCACAACCAGCUGUUGAAUAGGAUGUCCGCAGAAGAGCGGCAUCUCACCUCCAGCUGUGGCUCCUUUAUCAAGACAGAGCCUUCCAGCCCAUCCUCAGGCAUCGAUGCUAUCAGCCACCACAGUCCCAGCGGCUCUUCUGACGCCAGUGGUGGCUAUGGCCUGGCCAUGGGGCAUCCCAAUGGCCUGGACUCACCUCCCAUGUUCAAUGGCACAGGCCUGGGUGGCACCCCCUGCCGCAAGCGCUACGAUGACUGUGCCAGCGCCAUCAUGGAAGACUCGCCCACCAAGUGCGAGUAUAUGCUAAAUGCCAUCCCCAAGAGGCUCUGCCUGGUGUGUGGGGACAUAGCUUCUGGGUACCACUAUGGGGUAGCUUCCUGUGAAGCCUGCAAAGCUUUCUUCAAGAGAACAAUCCAAGGGAACAUUGAAUACAGCUGCCCGGCCACAAAUGAAUGUGAAAUCACAAAACGGAGGCGCAAGUCCUGCCAGGCGUGUCGCUUCAUGAAAUGUCUCAAAGUGGGGAUGCUGAAGGAAGGAGUUCGCCUUGACCGAGUUCGUGGAGGCCGCCAGAAAUACAAGCGAAGGCUGGACUCCGAAAGCAGCACUUACCUGAGCUUACAGAUUCCUCCUCCAGCAAAAAAGCCCUUGACCAAGAUAGUUUCCCAUCUUUUGGUGGCUGAGCCGGAGAAGAUCUAUGCCAUGCCUGACCCUACCAUGCCCGAAAGUGACAUCAAAGCCCUGACCACCCUCUGUGACCUGGCAGACAGGGAACUUGUGGUCAUCAUUGGCUGGGCCAAGCACAUUCCAGGAUUCUCAAACCUCUCCCUGGGAGACCAGAUGAGCCUGCUGCAGAGUGCCUGGAUGGAAAUUCUCAUCCUGGGCAUUGUAUACCGCUCCUUACCCUAUGAUGACAAAUUGGUGUAUGCUGAGGACUACAUCAUGGAUGAGGAACACUCCCGUCUCACGGGGCUGCUAGAACUCUACUUGGCCAUCCUGCAGUUGGUCCGCAGGUACAAGAAACUCAAGGUAGAGAAAGAAGAGUUUGUGACCCUCAAGGCCCUCGCCCUCGCCAACUCAGAUUCCAUGCACAUAGAGGACAUAGAGGCUGUGCAGAAGCUCCAGGACCUGCUCCAUGAGGCCCUCCAGGACUACGAGCUGAGCCAACGCCACGAGGAGCCUCGAAGGGCAGGCAAGCUGCUGCUGACCUUGCCCCUGCUGCGGCAGACAGCCGCCAAGGCCGUCCAACACUUCUACAGCAUCAAACUGCAGGGCAAGGUGCCCAUGCACAAACUCUUCCUAGAAAUGCUGGAGGCAAAGGUCUGACGGCCCUGGCGCCCACUCCUAGCAAACACACAGACUCCAGCCCACAGACAGACGUGGGGAGGGAGGGGAAAAAAAUCAAUCCUGCAGCCACUGGCUUUUACCUUCAAAUCAUUUAUUAUGGCUAAGAGCAAAACCGGAAGAAGUCAUUUACCAUCUGUCCAUCUGUCUGUAUGCAGAAUCACAUGUACAAUGGGGAGUGGGGAUCUGGGGGGUGGGAGGGGGCGGGCUGGGGUGGAAGAGGGGCUGUUUGGUUCAUUUGUGAUCUGGAUUAUGUUUUUCUUUUUGGUUGUGCUUCUUCCUUCUUGGUAGGCAGCCCUAAGGCCCCUAUCAAGGCUCAUUCUUGGUAGGAGAUAGGAGAUCCCUAAGAGGAAGCACCAAAGCUAGCUCCCCCAAUCAGAAAGCAGUGUGUAUGUACAUUGCCCAGUUCCCACCCCACUCGCCUGGCCCUUCCAUUGCCCAGGGAGGUACCAGUUUUGAGAUGAUGAUGGGCAGGAAGGAAGACAAGAAUUCUGGGGGAAAUUAUCCAGGAGGAUUGAGGCAAGGGGAGGAGGGUUCAGGGGAACUUGUUUUUCAGAGAGAACAGGAGACUGUUCAAUCCACAGCCUCUGUACUGUCAGUGGGAGCAUUGACAGGAGGGUCAGAGGUGCCCAUGGGACAUUGGUCUUCUAACUUCCCCGGGGUCCUAGUCCUUUUUUCACUUUUGUUCCAGGUUGCCAUCUCUUCUUACCCACUUAGCAUCACAAUUCUCUGCUGGCAUGGAAAGACUAGAAGGCCCGUGCCUAUACAACCAGUUGAGCAUACCCCAGAGAUCAGUACCAGGACCCACACUGAUGAAAGAGUCAUAGCCAGUGCUAAUGUGUUCUCUAGCAUAUCUCUGUCCUUCCAGCUGAUUCUCUCCAUAGGAACCAAGAACCUUCCUCACUUCCUUUCCCAACAUAUAAUUUCCUUCUCCUUUCCCUCAGGAUUUCUCCUUGACUACAUACCUUCUCACCUCAGCUUGCUUGGCUUGGGUGAUGUGAGCAUCCAUAAUAGAAAGCAAGGAAAACAUUUAAAUAUGAAAAAGCAACUGGAAUAGGAGGGAGGAAAGCAGAACAUCUGAAUAGAAAGGAGAGUUCUAGACAGGAAUGCAAAACACAGAAAAUGUGUUCCAGCAUAUAGUCUCUGCAUAGCACCCCUAGAACUUGCUCCAGAUUAGUCUUAAUGUCAUAGUUGGGGGAGGAGGAGAAGGGGUCUGAAUCAUGGUAGGUCAAAGUGGCAAGGAAGAGUAGGAGUUUGCUCUAGUCCAGAGGUACUCUUGAAGUUCUAGUUCUAAUCUAUAGACCUCCUAAAAGGCUAAGUUGAGUUUUUUUCUCUUAGAGAGAUCUACAUCCCUUGAGAGAAUGGUGAAUCCCAGUUCAAAUCAGGGUCAUUCAUCCUUUUUUUUUUGUCUCCUCAAGCCUUUGGGAACAACAACAAGAAAAAGAAUUGCUAAGGGGAUCCCUCUUAGCUCACUCAGAUGCUAACUUAAUUACUGAUGACGAAGAAGCUAAUAAUCCAACUGGAAGAGAAGCCUGGUCUUUAGCCUCCCUGGUUCCUUCCCUUUAUUCCUUCUUCUUUCCACCAUUCAACAACACCCAGCCUGAAGGAUGGGGAAAACAAGGAAAGAGUGCACUAAAGCUAGUUUGUCUGGGUCCUGGCCAGCUGGUCUGGUAGGCUGGGGGAAUAAAAGAGUGAGUACUGGUGGAGGCUAGUUUGUGGCUUGUCUCUGGAUUUCACUAAAUCUGUAGACUUCCCCCAAAGCAGCUCAGUACAAUAGCUAGCCAAGACCCCAUUCCACUCAUUUCAAAGAGAUUCUUUUUAAAGAUUUUAAAAAGAGGUAUUUAAUUGAAUGGAGUCAGCAUGGUGAAAGGGAUAGAGUGCUGAGCUUGGAGUCAGAAAAACCUGAGUCUAAACCCUGCUUCUGAUGCUUACUAGUUUCCUUGACCCUGGACAAGUCACUUUUCUUCUAUGGGCUUCAAGCAGCUCCAUAUAGUUUACCUACUAGGUUAUAGCCAGAUCUCACAUUGAGAAUUUCUGGUCUGAUGAAAGCAUAGGUCAUUUAUGUAUUUAGUUCAAACCACCAGACUCAUCUGCCCAUGGAGAGUGAGAACAUGUCUGAAGCAUUGGCAGAAAGCAAAGCCCAAGAUUGCAAUUCUUAUUUCAAGCUCCAGGGCUCUGCUCAUCCCCUCACCCCACUCCCAGCAUCCAUCCUGACCUAACUGAAGAAAUGUUCUUUCAACCACAGAGAAUCUGCCACUUCCUAUACUGGGUUAAAAAAAAAAGAAGCCAGCUGCAUCUGUGACCUCUGAGUUGUGUUUCUAGCUAAGAAUCCAGUGUGGCAUUACCUGAAAAAGGAAUCAGAAGUGAUUGGGCUUCCUUCUGAAGCUGUGCUAUGUUUCUGUUGCCCUCUGGCUGAGUCCUAGGAUGAGCGAUGAUUGGACCCAGACCACAGCUUGUUUAGGUCAUAUCAAAGGCAUAUAUAAGGCGUAUGAUGACCCCCUGAGCCAACAGAAAGAACGGACUUUGGGGAGGGGGUCCCCCAAAGACUCCCUUGAGUACCUCCAAUUGGGUAGUAUGAAAGCACUCUGGCAUGAAGUCGUCCUGGAAGUGGGGGGGGGGAUUUGGGGAAGUUCUCUAGGACCUUCCGUGCAUAUCACCCCUGAAACAUGAUGGAGGAACCAGACUCACAUACCUCUACAACCAGCUAAAGGGGCCAAUUAAUCAGCUCUUCAUGAGACCUGCUGGAAACGGCAGCCUUUUCUUCUCUGAUUCCACAGAUAACCUGCAUGUGCUCACAAAGGAAAGGGGGGAGUUGGAGGAGACAUUUGUAACUGAAUAUGAACGGUGUCUUCUAAGAUAUAAGACUGUUGAGUUGGCCAAAGGGAACAAAGAAAGGAACACUAUUCCAAGCAACUGUAUAGGAACCAGUACUAGGCAUUCCCACACUUGUACCCUAAUUAAUCAAUCCUCUGUCAUUCUGAGGGCCUGCACAUUCUAUUCUCAUUUAAGAGCUAUUAUCCAAGCCACAUAGUGUGGCAGGGGCAGAAAUGGGCAAGGAACCUAAGAAUCCUCCUGGUCUUCCCACUACAAACCACACACUCCUUCUACCCUGAUCCUGAAUGAUUUUUCAGUUGAAAGCAGUUACGGAAACUUCUCUCUCCUCCAAAACAUCCACCCUAUCUUCACCUCCAUAGACUCCAACUCUGUCCUAUCCCAUAGAGGGCUUCUGGCAUUCACUGAGGUCCAACCUCCUUGUAGCAAACCAGAAUGUUUGACAGACUGGCUUGAUAGGUGAGUCGGCAGCAGCGAUAUAGUGACUGUUAAUACUUUGUAUUCAUAUAGAUUAUUUCAUCAAGAAUUACAAGAUAUUUCACUGGGAAGCAAUAUGCUCCCUGUAUUUUGUUUGUAGGGAAACUGAGGCUUGGGGAGAUAAAAAAUGACUUGUCAGAGUCAUAUAGCAAGUCAGGGGAAGUGUUGCAAUCUAAAUCCAUCCAUCACUCUUCACUCCCAGAAACAAUUAUUCACCCAUUGACCCUCAUCUAUACAGUCAUAUACACCCAAAGCAAUAGCUCUCUCUCAGCCACCAAGCUGGGAUCUGGGCAUUAUAACUAAGAAACCAAACCUAGUGUUAAAAUAUUCCACAAGAUACAACCUCAGAGGUCCCAUACCCUGUCGAAUUUGAAAUGAAGAAACUUUACAGAGGACAAUUUGGGAUCUGCUCUAGGGGAAUCUGUGAUUUGUGACAAAGAGAACUCUUGGGGGGAAAAAGUUGAGGAUGGUCUGGGAGAUGGUCCCUACUUCAUCGCAGUGAAAAUUAGGCUAGGGGUCUUCCUCAUGGUGCCACCUCCAGUCCCCCCACAGAGCACCCCUCAAACCACCCUAGGCUGGCCAAACUAGUGUAAAGAACAACGGUGCCCCCAGAGGUUCACAAACAAUUCCUGAUAUCUGCUGAUGAUCUAUUCUAGGAAGAAGCAUCCUUGACUGCCAGUGCUAUGGGAGUCAACUCAAUUUGGGUCAGAAAAAUACCAUGGGGGAUGAAUCUUCCAGAUAAAAUUGAAUGUUGUCUCACUCUUGGAUGCAGGGAGGACACUGCAGCUCAGAAUUAUGGCAUCUUUGUCCCAAACAAAAUGGUUGUGGAAAUUGAGCUUAUGUACCCCAUUUUUUCACUACUACUGGGGAGAGGGAGGGAUCAAUCAAACCUCUGAAAUAUAUUCAGAGCUUAACCAGGAACCAGAAGUCAUGUUAUAAUCGACAACAAGAAAACUUUUGGUAAACGGUUGGUUGAUUCAUCUCUAAUGGAAGAAGUAAGAGGGGCCCCACUUUCUAUAACCUUUGCCAGAUCCCUGAGGUUGGCUCAGAUGGCAGGGUGGGGAUUAAUGGGUGGUGGUGGGGUAUUGGGUGCCCAUGGGAAUCUGAAGAUGGAAAGGUGGGAAGAAAGGUCCCAGGGCACUGCCAUACCUCGCCCCCCAAAAAAAGAUUUAGCUUAAAAGUUAUAGAAAAAGAGCUGCUCCUGAAAAAUUCUGUAAAGAAGAAAUACACACUCUAAUUAAUUGUAUUCUUGUGGUACAGGUCAUUUUGAACAAACCAAGAAAUAAAAUGUAAAAAUCCAACCCUGGAGAAAAUAG
Molecule: messenger RNA, 6346 nt
Organism: Monodelphis domestica (gray short-tailed opossum)
Lineage: Eukaryota; Metazoa; Chordata; Mammalia; Didelphimorphia; Didelphidae
Gene: ESRRB
Product: estrogen related receptor beta
Biological process (GO): regulation of DNA-templated transcription
Cellular component (GO): nucleus
Molecular function (GO): zinc ion binding; nuclear steroid receptor activity; sequence-specific DNA binding
Source: RefSeq, a predicted model, not a curated record